GGGUGGACUCUUGCACGUACAGUCGAGGCUGCGGACCGAUCGACUGCGCGGGCGGCGAUCCCAGCUCCACGCUGGAAUAACCGUCGCUAGGGAGCAACCGAGGGACGCAACGCUUUAUGUUGACUAGGAAACAGCGAGCAACAAUUUGAGCCUGUGUGCCAGCACAUCUCGCCCUCCCGGCUUUCACAACUUCUACACCGCGAUGCAAUUAGGAAAAGUGCACCGCCGACGAGUUGCACUGGUGAAGCACUAAAUUGUCCAAUCUUAUUUCCUUCCGAAAAGUUAACGUUCUGAAUUAUUUUCAAACAAUUUCGGAUGUUAUAAAAGUAAAGGAAAAACAAAAUCCCGCUCUCGCUCGGUGACAGGAGGAUAUUUUUGAUGGCGUCUCAGCAGACCAGAAUUCAAGCCUACCUCGAAAAAAACAAGAUUGGCCCUCUUUUCGAGGAAAUGAUGACAAAAUUAAUAACAGAGACACCUACCAAGCCAAUUCCAUUUUUAAUAAGCCACCUGAAAAAUAAACAAGGAGGUCCUGGCCAGCUGCAAAAAACAUUUUCAGGCUCAGCUGCCCUCUGGGCUGAAACGGGAAACAAAGGUUUGCGGCGCGAUUGUCGAGGUUAUGAAAAACCAUGGCUUACAAAUGCUAAAAAGCCAAAAAAGUCAAAAAGUGACCUUGCUAUGUCCAACCUAUCACCAGAAUCAAAAUCCCUACCAAGGUCAAUAGAACAUACUGCAUUGGACUGGCAAACAAAACCCGAAAGCCACAACUUUGAUGAACUGAAUCACAUCCUUCAGGAGAGCAAGAGGCUGGGCAAGGCUCUGGAACACCUCUCUCACAGUAUUGGUACUCCAGAUGAAUCUGACCAGGAUCUGCGGGCUUACAAUUCGUCCCUUGUUAGACCCCGGGUGGUUGGAGAGUGGGUUGGUCGUGAGGAAACUGAUGCUGAUCCGUUGGCUGCAGAGAUGCUACAGCCUCCAGUGCCCAGAAUUAAGGAUGAAACUGAAGAGGCCCACAGCUCUGGAAGCACAAAAUUGGAGCAGAAGAGUAAAGGCUUGAGACAACAGCAGCAACAGCAUAAGAAGCUUUUAGCUGCAAUGCUGUCCCAGGAUUCAUUUGACUCUGUGCACAGUGCAACACCAUCAGUGGCUGAAGAGGACAUUGAGGAUGAGGAUGAUGCCAUGGAAUUACUGGAGGACCUGGAUGAUUUGAGAAUGGAAGGCAUUACUGAUCACGUGCCAUCUGGUAGCAGGUUUAGCCAAGGGCGAAGUCCGUACUCUGCAGAACCUCAAGCCAAAGUUACGCUCAACAUCUGCUCGAGGUGUGCCAGAUUCCAGGGAGAUAGUCUAAUGGAAGAAUCUGAUGAUGGAACACAGAUGUCGCAUUCCCCUGAACAAGCAGUCCCUGACCCCUGUGCAGCUUCUCCAUUGCUGGGGGUGGAAAGAGUGAUGCAAGAUGAAGAAGAAUUGGAGAGUGCUUCUCAAGUGUCAGGGGCUCGCCAACCAUUCUGGGAGUCCAGCGUAUUGUCCAGCCAAAGUGGAGGUUCCUUGAACCAAAAACAAUCAAAAGAUUAUUUGGCCUCAAAUGAACUGUUAACAGUGGAGAAGCAUCUCAAUGAACUUGACAAGGAUCUUGCUGCUAAAGCACUAACAAUUGAAUCUGAAAUGCAAAGGAGUUCCAACAUUCAAAGCAGAUUAAGUAUGUCAAGUUACCAUGGAAGUCUGUCACAGACAUUAUUGGGCCAGAAUUCUAGACCUCAAACACCAUCAAGUCUUACUGGGAAAGAUAUUCCACAGAUCCAAGGAAACAAAUUAUUGCAGAGUUCCAGUAACCAAAACAGUAGGACUGAGAUUCCAAACAGUCAGCACAACAGGCCUCGAACGUCAUUAUCUCAAGGAAGCAGGCCUACAACUCCGAACAGUCAAUUGUUUCAAAGUCCACUUUCGAGCAACCCUGUGACCCAAGGAGAACCAUUCGACAAUCCAAAGAACAAACUGGCAACAUUUACCAGCCAAGCUGUGAGACCGAUUGGUUCUCCAAUUAGUCAGACUGGAGUAAUUGCUGGGAAUAUUUCACAAAGGAGCUAUUUUUCUGAGGAUGAAUCUUUUUCACAGUUGUUAGCUACGCGCCAACCAUGGACUCUACCCAGUAAUGCAAACGAUGAAGGUGUGGAUCGAGAUCAAGACAAACGUGAGUUUAUGACCUGAAAGAGUGACUUCCAGAUUUCACACAUGUUACACAGCAGAACACAAAUGGAAAGCCUGAAUACCUCUGCAUUGAAGUGAAACAACACAAUUUUUAUAUUUUUAUAAGGACAAUGGUUGCAAUGAGAAAUUAUAGGAAUAUAAUAGAAUAUUGCUUUGCACCAUUACUAUUGUAGCUUGUUUGCAAUGAAUCAUUUAAAAUAAUUCUGACAAAAAAUAAAGUUAUGUUAUGAAGGUCAUGCAUGUUUCAUUGAAAGUAUUAUAUUUUCAGUGUAUUUUUAUCAAACAUUUGUUGUGAAAUCAAGUGAUUGUUGAACUUUUAUCUUAGGCAAAUCAUCAGUUUCAAAUGCAUGAAUACCUGUUAGACAAAAUAGAAGGAUUCUUGCUUUCGAGCAUUUACAAUACACUGGAUUUUAUUGUAGCUUUCUGAUUGUUGUGAUGGGUUUUCUCUUUGGCUUGGAUCAAAAAUAAACAAUUACUUUUACAUGAUUAAAAAAACUUUUAGGAAAA
Molecule: messenger RNA, 2709 nt
Organism: Amblyraja radiata (thorny skate)
Lineage: Eukaryota; Metazoa; Chordata; Chondrichthyes; Rajiformes; Rajidae
Gene: c4h8orf34
Product: chromosome 4 C8orf34 homolog
Exons: 14
Coding region: 379-2202 (607 amino acids)
Source: RefSeq, a predicted model, not a curated record